CAUCUCUGUCAACCGCUACCAUGUUGCGACUCUCGCUACUUCUGGCCACGACGCUCACGUUGGUGCUGUGCCGGAGUCUUCCCAGUAGCCGGGAUGAGGACCUGGUCUGCCCUGACGGAUGGACCCUGUUGGAGUCCUCGUGCUUCCUGGUGACAGAAUCGUCCGGCAACUGGUUCGAAGGGCAAGACUUCUGCAACAGCCUGGAGGCCUCGCUAGCCACUGUGUCCAGUGCUUCUCUGCAGAAAGCACUGUCGGGUAUGCUGAAUGGAGACACUUGGAUUGGUCUCACCGAUCUCAAGGGCGACCAUAGUUAUUCAUGGGCUGAUGGAACUCCCUUCGACUUCUCCAGCUGGGCAGAAAAUGAACCCAGUAACUCGGGAACCUUCUGGGUAUUUGGCGAGAGAGAAGACUGUGUCGAGAUGCGACAGGAAUUCCUCUAUCUCUGGAACGACGCUCACUGUGAUGACGUCAAGCGAUUCACGUGUAGUCGCCCAGCUGAUCCAGCGCCCACCACCACUACCACAACAACUACCACCACCACCACAACCACCACCACCACAACUACCACCACUCCAGCACCCGCCUGCGACGAAGGCUGGGAGAUUAACGAGCUGUCUUGCUACCUGGUGGUUGAAGAUGUGGCCUCCUGGACGGACGCCAAAGGCAACUGCACGGACCUCGGAGGCGUGCUGGCCUCCAUCACCAGCGAGGACGAGCAGGCGUUCGUGAGCGGUCUGCUAAACAGCAGCGCCUGGAUUGGUCUCAGCGAUCAGAAAAUCGAAGGAAAGUAUAUCUGGGAGGACGGUAGUCCUUAUAACUAUAGAAGCUGGAAGGAAGGGGAGCCCAACAACUACUACUAUUACAUCACCCUUGGCGUGGGCGAGGACUGCGUCGAGAUGAAGAAGGAUUACGACUUCCGCUGGAACGACGAGCUGUGCCCAGCUGAAAGGGCGUUUGUUUGCGAGCGACCUGCAGAGUAACGCCGAUGUCUCCUUCCCAGGUUGACUUAAGGAACAGAAUUCGUCUUCUGUAUUAGGAUACACAUUCAAGGAUCCUUGAUUUGCAAUAAAUUGAACGGAGCAUCAAU
Molecule: messenger RNA, 1087 nt
Organism: Penaeus vannamei (Pacific white shrimp)
Lineage: Eukaryota; Metazoa; Arthropoda; Malacostraca; Decapoda; Penaeidae
Product: macrophage mannose receptor 1
Molecular function (GO): signaling receptor activity
Source: RefSeq, a predicted model, not a curated record